AUGCCUGAGUUUAAUACCACAACAUUUCAACCUGCUGUUUUCAUCCUAACUGGCCUCCGAGGGUUGGCAGGUGCCCGCCUGUGGCUGGGACCACUUCUAAGUUUGAUGUACAUCACUACGAUGGUGGGGAACUGCACGGUGUUAUACUUGGUGAAGACAGAGCGUAGUCUACAGCAGCCCCAGUACUUUUUUUUGUCCAUGCUGGCAGGAGCUGACAUUAUUCUUUCUGUCUCCACACUUUUCUCUGUGCUCAAGGUCUUUCUCUUUGGCCUUUAUGAAAUUGCAUUCGAUGGCUGCCUCAGUCAACUUUUCUUUAUUCAUACAUUCUCUUCCAUGGGCUCAGGAAUCCUGCUGGCCAUGGCUUUUGACCGUUUUGUGGCUAUCAGUUACCCCCUACAAUAUACCACGAUUCUCACUAAUUCACGAAUUACCAAAAUGGGACUCACAGCUUUGCUGAGGGGUAUAGCACUCAUGAUUCCAUUACCCAUCUUGCUCAAGAGACUUCCUUUCUGCAAGGGCCAAACACUUUCUUAUUCCUACUGCCUCCACCCAAAUGUCAUGAAGUUAGCUUGCGGCCAAGUAAAAAUCAAUAUUUUCUAUGGGCUGGUUCUAGUUAUCUGUUCCUUUGGGUUUGACUUCUUAUUUAUAGCCAUAUCGUAUAUGCUGAUAUUCAAAGCAGUAAUGGGCAUUGCCUCCAGAGAAGGCCAGAUGAAAGCACUCAAUACCUGUUUUUCCCAUAUUUUUAUUGUCCUUAUUUACUAUGUACCUCUCCUAGCAAUAACUGUGAUGCAUCGAUUCAGCCAUGGAAUUCCUCCAAUAACACAUGCUGUCCUGGGAAACAUAUAUAUCUUCAUGCCCCCAAUGCUCAAUCCAAUUGUGUACAGCCUGAAGACUAAGCAAAUCCGUGCUGCCCUGAGAAAAUCUUUUAAGAUCCAGUGA
Chrysochloris asiatica (Cape golden mole) is the source of this 939-nucleotide messenger RNA. RefSeq names its product olfactory receptor 51I1-like. The record is from RefSeq and is a predicted model, not a curated record. Gene Ontology annotation, cellular component: membrane. The transcript has a single exon. Bases 1 to 939 code for a protein of 312 amino acids. Gene Ontology annotation, biological process: G protein-coupled receptor signaling pathway. NCBI's taxonomy places the organism in Eukaryota, Metazoa, Chordata, Mammalia, Afrosoricida, Chrysochloridae. Gene Ontology annotation, molecular function: G protein-coupled receptor activity; olfactory receptor activity.